GAGCUAAGAUCAGCUAAGUACAGUACAUGCUCAAAAUGCCAGCGGAAGGGAAUAUAAGAAACGCUUAAUCGUAUCCUUGAAAACAUGGAAAGUUGGUCAGUAGACAUUGGUCUUCUGCCUUUUUACAUCCUGAUUGUGAUAGCUGGAAUUUUGGGAAAUAUUUUGUUUAUUACUGUGGUCAGAAGGCACAGAUCUAUGCAUACAACCACCAACUUUCUCCUGGCUAAUGUGGCAGUUUCUGAAAUCAUUUCCUUGGUGCUUUGUGUACCGGGGAUUAUUCUACGAUUUGUGGAGCACCCCAGCGGUAAUGUGGGUAGUUUUCUAUGCAAGUUUGUGACGAUGCAUCUCAUUGCAGGAAUCACAUUACUCGUUUCAGGACUUACACUCACUCUUAUUUCAACUGAAAGAUACAAUGCUUUGCUGCGACCCAUGGCUUUGCACCUAAAACUCCACAAACAACGCGUCAUAAUUGCGAUUGCCCUUAUUUGGGGAUUUUCCAUCGCUUUUGUUUUGCCUCUGUUUAUAAAGCAGAGAUACGAUGUCAAAGUGAAGCAGUGCUUUAUGGAGUGGAAAGAGAGUAAUUCCCGAAUUUAUUGGACACUGUUGGCGACACUGGUGGGCGCUGCAGUCAUCACUAUGACUUUCUGUUAUUUUCAAAUCAUAAAAGCUCUUUACUUCAACAACAUACUUCCUCCUAAUGAAAACCACGUCGAACAAGACUACAAAGACAAACAUAAAAUUAUAACAAUUUUGAUAACAGUCACUUUUUUGUUUGUCGUAUGCUUUAUUCCGUUUAUACUCGUCUCGGCGGUCAAUCUCUCCACCAGAAGCCUGCUGUACAAAUUGUCCUAUUUUCUUGUUUACACCAGCUGCUGUGUGAAUCCAGUGGUCUACAUAUUCCAAAGUGCAAAGUACAGAGCAGGAUUAAGAGAACUAUUUAAGGGAAGCCGAGCCGCCCGCCGAAGAGAAAGGUCUGUUGAGUUGUAACUCCUGGAACUAUUUACGACGUUGGUCGCUUUGAUCGCGUUUAGCGAUACGGUAUCAAACGAGAUAAAAAUUACUUUAGGCUACCUAAUGUCGUUUAUUCAUAACGAGAUUCUUCACAACAAACAUUCGUGACUAUGCCAACGGAUAGCUGAGGACAUCUUAAUGUCCGGUCUUAUAAUAAGAGUAUUCGGUGGUUUAAAGAAAAAUAAUCUCGUUAACUAUCGUUGAAUUUUGGUUAUGUGGUUGCAUCGUCAUUAAAAUCGUAUAUUAAAGCAGAAAGGACACUAUUUUGAAUACUUAUUUCUUGAAUAUCAAGUAAGGAAACCGUCGGGUACUUGACCAAAUUGGUUUGAACUCGAAUGGCUGAGUUCAUUACCAGCCAUAUUUAAGGAUAAAAAUGCACGAAUCUCGUUCAUCAGAUUGAAAGAUAAAAUAUACACAGCUAGUUAAAACAACUUCUCAUUAAAAUCUGCAAGCUUUUCCUGAUCAUGAUAGAUCAGACUUGAAGCGUAACAUUCUGGAGCCAAAGAAUCGGCUCCGCAGUUUCCUGAUCAGUUUUCGACCUUUUUUUAUUUAUCCUCCGAAAAACGGAUGAAACUUGGCGAAACAAAUCCAGCUAAGAUAAAACUGGUGACCGUAAUCAUGUUUUAA
Molecule: messenger RNA, 1638 nt
Organism: Stylophora pistillata
Lineage: Eukaryota; Metazoa; Cnidaria; Anthozoa; Scleractinia; Pocilloporidae
Product: QRFP-like peptide receptor
Biological process (GO): G protein-coupled receptor signaling pathway
Cellular component (GO): membrane
Molecular function (GO): neuropeptide Y receptor activity
Source: RefSeq, a predicted model, not a curated record